AUGUCUUUUCAAUCACCGACAAUACACCGCAUGAUUACCAUGCAAGUGAAAACUGUUCAAGAAGUUGAGGAGAAAUCAAAAGAGACUCAUGAUGACAAAAAUAACCGCCUUAGUAGACCUAUGUCUCCUCACUUGACUAUUUAUAAGCCUCAAUUAACAACCCUGUUAUCUAUUACACAUCGUGGAACUGGAGUGGCAUUGAGUGGCGUUACUGCUGGAUUAGGAGCAUUAUUCAUUUUCACGGAUUUGCCAACAUUUGUGCAAUUUGUACAUGGGUUGGAACUACCAUCAGCCGCUAUUAUGUCAGCUAAAGGAUUAGUUGCUUAUCCAUUCUUCUAUCACCUAUGUAAUGGUAUUAGACAUUUGGUGUGGGAUGCCGGUAAAUGUUUGACCAUCAAACAAGUUUAUUCAACUGGAUAUGGUGUGAUUGUCGGUAGCUUACUUCUAACAGUAUUGUCUUUAGCUUAUACUACAUAA
Molecule: messenger RNA, 477 nt
Organism: Macrosiphum euphorbiae (potato aphid)
Lineage: Eukaryota; Metazoa; Arthropoda; Insecta; Hemiptera; Aphididae
Source: the annotation of a GenBank genome assembly